GGCAGCCGUUGAACGAGUCUUGAGUCCAUGUCUGAAUAGUCCUCUCGUCAUCAGAGAGGAUUCAGGAAGUCACAGCGCUGGUUGUGCUACAGUCGGCCCCUUGUCGUCUUCCUUCCCCGAGGCGAAAGUAAUAUCCCUCGCCCGUCCAGUCUCAAGAGUUGUGCAAACAUAAACGUUCCAAUGAGAGCGUGCUCUUGAGAGAGCGAGAGAAAGUGGGUGGUACCUCACUCUCCCCGACACACCAGUCUGCACAGACACCCACAAACAAAUUCCAACACCAACUCGUUUUGCUUGCAUUUCACCCACCAGCUCUGUACCAUUUCUUUUUCUGUGCUUUCGUCUCGCUUCCCUCUCUCCUUUCCCAAAAGCUAGCUCUAGGCGUUGAUUCCAUCGUUCUUCUCCCUACCUUUCCAUCCAUAUAUCAUCCCAUCUAGUAGACAGGGACCUGCAAAAAUUGCAGGAGAACGACGUUUGUACAUAGGAGCCCAUCAGAGGAUUAUUUUGUGGCUCUCAAAGGCCAUCAGCAGCCGAGGAAUGCGAUAUCCAUCGUUGUAAAUGUGCUAGGCGCUGAAAUUUGGAGACACGCAAGGUGUUCGAAUUUUCCAGUCAUUAGCAUUUUAUCGAGUUAAACCUCCUCCUUUUCUGCGGGAGAUCAGGAGGAGUAGCCAUGGUGGUCGAAGCGAGUGCGAACGGUCAUGCAGGUUCAAAACAUGCCGCAUACGUGUCGCAACUUGAGGAGUAUUGUUUCGCGCUGGGGGGGACCAAGCCCAUUCACAGCAUUCUCAUUGCCAACAAUGGAAUGGCGGCUGUCAAGUUCAUACGGAGCAUUCGGAUGUGGGCUUAUGAGGCAUUUGGGGUGGAAAAAGCAGUGACCCUCGUGGCUAUGGCUACGCCUGAAGAUAUGCGUAUCAAUGCGGAGCACAUUCGGAUGGCUGAUCAGUUCAUUGAAGUUCCUGGAGGAACUAACAACAACAAUUAUGCAAAUAUACAGCUCAUUGUUGAGAUUGCUGAACGUACGGGAGUAUCAGCUGUAUGGCCAGGAUGGGGGCACGCAUCCGAAGUUCCGGAACUCCCAGAGCAACUGGCUGCACGUGGAAUUGUGUUCUUGGGACCUCCAGCUGAACCUAUGGCAGCUUUGGGUGACAAGAUUGGGUCUUCUAUCAUCGCCCAAGCUGCGGGUGUUCCGACAAUGGCAUGGAGUGGCUCGAAUGUUUCAAUAGCUUUUGAGAGUUGUUUGGAGCCUAUUCCAGAUGAGGUGUACAGAAAAGCGUGUGUAUAUACGACAGAAGAAGCUUUGGCCAGCUGCCAAAUCAUUGGGUAUCCUGUCAUGAUUAAAGCAUCAUGGGGAGGCGGGGGUAAAGGUAUUCGCAAGGUGAAUUCUGAUGACGAAGUGCGUGCAUUGUUCAAGCAAGUUCAAGGAGAAGUACCAGGAUCCCCCAUUUUUACAAUGAAGGUUGCGUCUCAGAGUAGACAUCUGGAGGUGCAGCUCCUCGCCGAUCAAUUCGGUAACGUUGCGGCUCUACACAGCAGAGAUUGCAGUGUACAGCGUCGUCAUCAAAAGAUUAUUGAAGAAGGUCCUAUUACUGUCGCACCGCCUGAAACAAUCAAGGCAUUGGAACAAGGAGCUUGUAGGCUGGCCAAAUCUGUUAACUAUGUGGGAGCUGCAACGGUUGAAUAUCUCUUCAGUAUGGAAACUGGAGAGUUUUAUUUUCUUGAACUUAAUCCACGUUUGCAGGUCGAACAUCCUGUUACAGAAUGGAUAGCAGAAUUCAAUAUUCCUGCAGCUCAGCUGUGCAUCGGAAUGGGGAUUCCUUUGUGGAGAAUGCCUGAAAUGAGGCGAUUCUAUGGCAAGACCGUUGGUGAAGGUCUUCCUUCCUGGCGUGACAUGGCGACUGUAGAACCUUUUGAUUUUUUCACGACAGAGGCUACGAAGCCCAAAGGUCAUGUUGUGGCUGUGCGCGUUACUAGUGAAGAUCCCGAUGAUGGUUUCAAACCUACCAGUGGUCAAGUGCAGGAACUCAGUUUUCGAAGCAAGCCGAAUGUUUGGGCCUACUUUUCUGUCAAGUCUGGCGGAGGUAUUCAUGAAUUCUCGGACUCACAGUUCGGUCAUGUGUUUGCGUACGGUGAGACUAGACCUAUCGCCAUAGCAAAUAUGGUUCUCGGUCUGAAGGAACUUCACAUCAGAGGAGAAAUACGCACUAAUGUCGAUUACACUGUGGAUCUCCUACAUGAUAAAGAGUACAGAGAAAACAACUUCCAUACAGGAUGGUUGGAUAGUCGCAUAGCCAUGCGUGUCCGAGUUGAGAGACCACCUUGGAAUUUAUCUGUGGUUGGAGGUGCUUUAUAUAGGGGAACUAUGCUGACUGCAUCCCGAGUCUUAGAAUACAUUGGCUACCUUGAGAAAGGCCAGGUGCCACCCAAGCAUAUCUCUCUCGUGAGCUUCCAAGUGACUCUCAACAUUGAAGGCUACAAAUACACGGUUGAUAUGACUAAGGGAGGGCCUGGUAGCUAUCGCCUCGUACUCAAUCAGUCCGAAGUCGAAGCUGAAGUGCACACAUUACGUGAUGGGGGUCUCCUAGUGCAACUGGACGGAAACAGUCACGUCGUUUAUGCUGAAGAAGAGGCAGCAGGUACCCGUCUUCUCAUUGACGGCCGAACCUGCCUGUUACAGAAUGAUCAUGAUCCCUCCCGCUUGAUAGCUGAAACAUCCUGCAAACUUCUUCGAUAUCUAGUGGCUGAUGGUAGCCAUGUGAAUGCCGACGCUCCCUACGCUGAAGUGGAAGUUAUGAAAAUGUGCAUGCCACUAGUGACCCCUGCUUCCGGAACAAUCCACUGCAAGAUGUCAGAGGGUUCUACUAUGGCGCCCGGAGAUCUGAUAGCAGGGCUUGAUUUGGACGAUCCAUCUGCCGUGAAGAAAGCUGUGCCCUUCGAAGGCAGUUUCCCUCCUCUUGGUCCACCAACAGCAGUUGCUGCUAAGGUUCAUCAACGCUGUGCAGUUGCCGAUGGUGCUGCAAGAAUGGUUCUUGCAGGAUACGAGCAUCCGAUUGAAACGGUUGUGCAGACUCUUCUUACUUGCCUGGAUGAUCCAGUGCUUCCGCUUUAUCAGUGGCAGGAAAAGAUGUCCAUUCUGGGCACAAGAUUGCCGAAGAAUUUGAAGAACAAGUUGGAUAUGGAGUUCCGUGAGUAUGAGACAUCUUUCAUUGACAACAAAGUUGUUGAAUUCCCGGCGAAAUCUUUGAAAGCGGCUAUAGAAGCUGCUAUAGCUGAGGUACCAGAGAGUGAUAGAUCGUCUAUCAUACGACUUGUGGAGCCUCUUGUGACUCUCGUUAAAUCUUACGAGGGGGGACGCGAGAGUCAUGCUCGUAGUACCGUGAAGUCGCUUUUUGACGAGUAUUUGAGAGUAGAAAAAUUAUUCAGCACCGACAUGCAGGCAGAUGUGAUAGAAGGACUCAGACAAACUUACAAGAAAGAUCUUCCGAAAGUUGUGGACAUUGUUCUCUCUCAUCAGGGCGUGAGCAGGAAGAAUGUCCUCAUCUCCAGAUUGAUGGGCGCGCUCGUGUAUCCUAAUCCAGCUGCCUACAGAGAGCAAUUAAUUUGCUUCGCAGAACUGAGCCACCCUUCUCAAUCUGAGCUGGCUUUGAGAUCAAGUCAAUUGCUGGAACAAACCAAAUUGAGUGACUUGAGAGCAAAUAUCGCAAGAAGCUUGUCCGAGCUGGAAAUGUUUACAGAAGAAGGUGGAGACGGUACCCAAGUUCCUGGUCGUCGACGAAGUGCCGUUGAAGAAAGGAUGGAGGACCUUGUAGAUGCUCCCUUGGCAGUGGAAGAUGCGCUGGUGGCCUUGUUUGACCACAGUGAUCACACUUUGCAGCGUCGUGUAGUUGAGACUUACAUUCGACGAUUAUACCAGCCUUACCUAGUCAAGGGGUCUAUUCGAAUGCAAUGGCACCGUUCGGGACUCAUCGCUUCGUGGCAAUUCAUGGAAGAGAAUCCUCAACAAGCGAAUGAAAAGAUGAGCACCUUAGCUCCGCUAGAGGAAGAAAGGCAAGGUAUCAGGCGAUGGGGAACCAUGGCUAUUCUUACCUCCCUUCACUACCUGGCAAAUGCCGUUGGGGCAGCUUUGAAGGAAACUGGGGAAGCUCCAAAGGAUGCAGUUAAUGGGUCUUCGAGGGAGUUUGGGAACAUCAUCCAUGUGGCCCUCGUGGGUAUCAAGAAUCAGAUGAGUAAUCUUCAAGACAGUGGUGAUGAAGACCAAGCUCAGGAACGUGUGGAUAAAAUAGCGAAGAGCCUGAAAAGUGAGAGUUUGGGGUCGAUGCUCACAGCAGCAGGAGUUGGAAUAGUUAGCUGCAUCAUCCAAAGAGACGAAGGUCGUUCUCCAACUCGUCACUGCUUCCAUUGGGCUCCGGAUCAACGAUUUUAUGAGGAAGAGCCUCUAUCGCGGCAUGUAGAGCCACCGUUGUCGAACCUUCUGGAACUGAAUAAGCUCAAAGGAUUCGCAUCGAUGCGGUACGCUCCUUCUCGGGAUCGACAAUGGCACAUCUACUACGUCACAGACAAACCAAGCAAUGUGAAACGCACCUUCUUGCGAACUCUGGUCAGACAGGUGAAACCGUCUGACAACGCCGGGGUUGUGGAUGUCGCUCAUGCUACGAAAAACGUGGAGGGAUCAAUCCAGAGGAUUUUGGAGGAGCUGGAACUCAUUGUUCAUGAUUCAAACAACAAAGCAGAUCAUCUCCACAUGUAUCUGAGCCUCCUACGACCUGUCGAAAUAGGUGGAGCUGACACCUCUGGUGAUGACGAGGAUAUAGAACAGGUUGACGUAGUGGAAAAAUUGAAAGGGCUUGUACACGACAUCUACAAGAAGCUGGGUGCUCGGAUGCAUCGUCUGGCAGUUUGGCAGUGGGAGAUCCGCCUUCGCCUUACGCAUGCAGGAUGUGCGAUUGGAGCAUGGCGUAUUGUCGCUCAGAAUCCAACCGGCCAUACCUGCACGGUCCAGGUCUAUAAAGAGGUGAAGAAUGCUGUCCUUGGUGUGGUGGUUUAUCACUCACCCCUGCCAGCGUCGUAUGGUCCUCUUCAUGGAAAGCCAAUAGCAACACAACACAAGCCGUUGGAUGCCGUGGAACGGAGAAGACUAACCGCCAGAAGAAACAACACAACAUACUGCUACGACUUCCCCCUGAUUUUUGAGAAGGCGUUAGAGCUAGCAUGGUUGGGUUCCAACUCGACGAAGAUGGGAGGAUCUCCAAUAUUUAAGGCCACGGAAUUGAUUUUCGUGGACAAAAAGAACUACUGGAAUUCCUCCCUCGUCGAGGUGACAAGACCUGUUGCGAGCAACGAUGUCGGGAUGGUGGCAUGGUCGAUACGUAUGCGCACACCAGAGUUUCCAGAGGGGAGAGCCGUGUUUGUGGUUUCAAAUGAUGUGACAUACAACGUGGGUUCCUUCGGGCAGAAAGAAGAUGCUUUUUUUAAGGCAGUCACAGAUUUAGCCGUUCAAACCAAGUUGCCUCUCAUCUACUUGGCUGCAAAUUCAGGUGCCAGAAUUGGUGUGUCUGAUGAGGUUCGGUCUUCAUUCAGAGUUGGUUGGUCGGACGAGUCAUCUCCAGAUCGCGGCUUCCAAUAUCUCUACUUGACUCCGGAAGAUUACCAACUCAUUAGUACAUCUGUCGUCUCUCACGAGAUACAGUUACCCUCUGGAGAGGUGAGGUGGGUGAUCGAUGACAUCAUCGGUAAGGAAGACGGGCUUGGAGUGGAAAAUUUAUCGGGAAGUGGAGCCAUCGCCGGUGCCUAUUCCCGAGCUUACCAGGAAACGUUCACCCUGACCUACGUUUCUGGAAGAACAGUCGGUAUAGGGGCGUACUUGGCUAGGCUUGGUAUGCGGUGCAUUCAACGAUCCGAUCAGCCAAUCAUUCUGACUGGAUUUCCUGCUUUGAACAAGCUGUUGGGCCGCGAGGUUUACAGUUCUCACAUGCAACUUGGUGGUCCAAAGGUUAUGGCCGUGAAUGGAGUCACCCACCUUACGGUCGCUGAUGAUUUGGAGGGUGUGUCUUCAAUUUUGAACUGGUUGAGCUAUGUCCCAGCAGUUAAGGGUGGUCCUCUUCCUUUCUUGCACGCCACUGAUCCUCCACAAAGACUUGUUGAGUACACUCCAGAAACCUCUUGUGACCCCAGAGCCGCGAUCAGGGGUAUCGAAGUUGAUGGAAAGUGGCUGGGAGGAAUAUUUGACAAGGGCAGCUUCGUGGAAACACUCGAGGGAUGGGCGCAAACAGUUGUAACUGGACGAGGCAGACUUGGUGGGAUUCCUGUUGGAAUUGUCGCUGUUGAGACUCAGACAGUAAUGCAAACCAUUCCAGCUGACCCAGGUCAGCCAGAUUCCCAUGAAAGAGUGGUGCCUCAAGCAGGUCAAGUGUGGUUCCCCGAUUCAGCUGCAAAAACGGCCCAAGCGCUCUUGGACUUCAACAAAGAGGGACUUCCCCUCUUCAUCCUGGCCAACUGGAGAGGUUUCUCGGGGGGACAAAGGGAUCUGUUUGAGGGUAUUUUGCAGGCGGGUUCGAUGAUAGUCGAGCACCUUCGUACAUACAAGCAGCCCGUAUUCGUCUUCAUCCCGAAGACCGGAGAACUUAGAGGAGGGGCUUGGGUUGUCGUGGAUAGUAAAAUCAACGUUGAUCAAGUGGAAAUGUAUGCGGAGAGAACCGCGAAAGGUGGUGUCUUGGAACCGGAGGGUCUAAUUGAGAUCAAGUUCCGAGAGCGAGAGAUCAAGGAGGUUAUCAAUAGAUUAGACAGCCAGGUUAUAGGGCUGAAACAAAAGAUGCAGGCUGCAGAUGCACAAACCGCACUCGCGAUCACGAAGCAAAUAACGGCUCGGGAGAAUAAACUUCUCCCACUGUACAAGCAGAUAGCAAUCAGAUUUGCUGAGCUCCAUGAUACUGCCAACAGGAUGGCGGCGAAAGGAGUCAUCAAGAAACCUGUAGAAUGGGCCCAAUCUCGUUACUUCUUCCACAGAAGGCUGAAGCGCAGACUGGUUGAAGAGGCCUUGGUUCGACAGGUGCAAGAUGCCGCUGGAGACACAUUGUCUCACGCAGAUGCUCUGGCACUGAUCAAGAAAUGGUAUUUAGAAGCUCAGGAACCCAAGUUUGACUACGUGGCUAAUGACGCUGUUAGUGAUGCUUGGGAUGACAACCGAGCUUUUGUGGCUUGGGGGAAUCAACCAUGUGUGAUGGAAGAGCAUUUGCAAGGAAUGAGGAAAGAGCGCGUCUCCAAAGAGCUCUACGCCAUGGCAGGGACAUCUUCUGGCAAUCUCAAGGCAUUACCCGAAGCCCUACGAGCUAUGCUACAACAGGUUGAUGAAGGAAGUAGAAACCAAGCUGUCCAAGAACUCAAGACUAUACUCGAAUCCUUCAAAUGAUAAAGCAGUUGUUAAAUAUGUGCAUUCUACCUCAUUCUACUUUUAAUUUUCGAAAUUAUUAGUCAUAAAGGUCAUGCAGCUUCGAUAUACCAUUCGUUGUAUACAUCAGGGUGAAUCAACUCUGUAUGGUAUAGUUUUUGAUGAAGCUGUUAGCUUUUAAUGUAAGUCUAACUCACAUCGGUAGUACUUACACGAGUUCUGCCGACCGAGAUUGAAAGCAGUAGAUGUGCUUUCCGAGGGUUUGGCCUUGUGCCACAUUAGUAUCGAAAGAGUCUUCAUAGAGUACUCUUCGUUGACGAGCAACUUGAUGCCAAAGCUUUUGAUGAGCCUGUCGAGCAUAUGCUAGACUCCGCUCUUUCUUUGUAACUACCAAUUCUUUGAAAUUCAUCAUUGUCGCAGAGCUGGAAUUCACGAGCAUCUUCAGUGUCGAUUCUUGUAAGUUAUCUGAAAUCUCGUGUUGAAAAGCAU
Messenger RNA from Marchantia polymorpha subsp. ruderalis, 7867 nucleotides. The record is from the annotation of a GenBank genome assembly. NCBI's taxonomy places the organism in Eukaryota, Viridiplantae, Streptophyta, Marchantiopsida, Marchantiales, Marchantiaceae.